This is a messenger RNA of Funneliformis caledonium, 896 nucleotides long. NCBI's taxonomy places the organism in Eukaryota, Fungi, Glomeromycota, Glomeromycetes, Glomerales, Glomeraceae. The record is from the annotation of a GenBank genome assembly.
CUGUUACGUUAGUUUCCUUUGGAAUAAUUGAACCUACUUACAUUCACGAAACUGGCGGUUUAUUCCAAUUUGCCAAAAAAAUUGGAUUAAAUAGGUUUAAACCAUCUGCUGAUUUAAUCGCGGGAAAUUCUCAAGUUCUCAGCAAAACACCUUUAACAAUAAAAUGGGUAAUACAAAAACCCGAAGCCGAUAUCAUGAUGACCUUUUGGAACGACUUGCAGAAGCUAGGUAUGGAAGAAGAUGAAAAAUCUUCAAGGAAAUUCGCAAUCGCGAAUCCAUCCCCUUUUGUUAGGAAGAUGCCUGCCCUGAACAAAGCUUCUCAUGUAGAGCUAGACCCGGAAGACAUUGAAUAUUUUGCUCCUGGAGGAAUCAUCUACAAAGAAAGACAAAAAGCUUUCUUGGACGUCUUACCUUUCGAAGAAAUCUUGAAGCGUGCGGAAUCAUGGUCAAAAAGGGAAUUGGAAACCUUGGAACCUCUAUGGGAAAUAAACGAAGAGACCCAAGAAGAAAGUCCCAAAUUUUUGGGCUUUAACACAAACAGGGGAAUUAACAGAGGCAAUAUACGGACAAGCCUACCUGACAUUGGUAGAAUUGCAUAUUGCGAUGUGGCAAUCGAUCCAUCCUUCAAUGAAAUUGUGACAGGAAAGCCACUUGACCAGAAGACAGCAAUGAACCAACAUUUGGUUCAAGAAAUACUUAACAAAUACCUGGAGCAAUCGCAUUGUCCAGACGAAACACAUUGUGAUUACCAUUAUGAAUGGGCUUCUGCUUAUGUAUUUGAUAGAAUUCAAGAAAGCUUAGAGGAAAAGGCAUGGGAUGAUUGUUUGAACAAAAUAAGAAUUUUGCGAAAUCCUAAAUUGCUAGCUCCAGGGGAUUUUUAUUUGAAUGUUACUUGA